GACAAGACAGACCCUCCUAUAUCCCAAUUCAACUUAACAAAACUUGAAUGACUUUCAAGAUCAACAAUAAGAUUUAGUAUUAGUAAGGUAUCCGCAGCAAAUUACAUCAUGAAGACCGAUUUCAACCCUGAGUCCGAUAUCCCCAAUCUCGAGGGGAAGGUGUUCCUCAUCACAGGUGGUAUGUCCCCCUUAUCCCUCAGCCACAAACAAAUAAGAAGCCAACACCACCCCAGGAACCACAGGCCUAGGCGGCGAAACCCUCCUCCAACUCGCCAAGCAAAAGCCCGCACACCUCUUCUUCACAGGCCGGAACCAAGCCAGCGCCGACGACGGCGCGGGCGCAGUGAAAAUCACGUUCCUCCGCUACGACUUCGGGUCCCGGGACUACGUCGCCCGGGCCGCGCGCAGAGCGAUAGGUUGGAUGUCCUGGUCGCGUCGGCGGGGCUCAUGGUGGCGGCGCCGGGGUUGACGGGGGACGGGUACGAGGUCCGGUUCGGGACGGCGCAUAUGGAGCAUUUUACUUUGCUUAAGCUUUUGCUUCCGGUGCUGUUAAGCACUGCGGCGGCAGAAAAGGAGAAGAAAACCGGAGAAGGGGCAGGGGCUGGGGAUGGGGGGGAUGUAAGGGUCGUAGCGCUGACGAGUCUGGGGUACGCGCUGCAUCCGUGCGGGGGCAUCGCGUUCGAGGAGCUGAAGACGGAGAUGGCGCGGACGGAACACGUGGGUGCGCUACGGACAGUUUUACUUGCCGGUUGGGAAGGAGGGAGAUUUGGUGAGGGAUGGGGAGGAUAUGGAGUUGGCGAAGAGACUGUGGGAGUGGAGUGCGAGGGAGAUUGACGGGUUGGAGUUGAGUUGAUGGUGUGGUUGUGGUAAUUUUCCCUCAUGUAAACGGUGAGUCAGAAGGGGGGGACUCCGUUCCUAGGACGACUUAUCUCUUUGGAAUUAACUAUGUAGGUUGCAUACCUA
Molecule: messenger RNA, 963 nt
Organism: Annulohypoxylon truncatum
Lineage: Eukaryota; Fungi; Ascomycota; Sordariomycetes; Xylariales; Hypoxylaceae
Exons: 1
Coding region: 109-834 (241 amino acids)
Source: RefSeq, a predicted model, not a curated record